UUUUAAUGCCACCCCGAAAAUCAAAUUUAAACCUCACACUUAUAACAAAAUUAACCAAAGAAAUCAACACAUCAUCCUCUCCCAAAAUGAAAAACCCAAACAUUUCUUCCAUAGCUUCUUCUCCCUCCAUUGUCAUGAUCAAUGUUCCUUCAUUAAGACAUUAAGAUUAAUUUUUUGUUUGGUUUUGUAGUGUAUUUUGGUUAAUGUGCUAGGAAACAGUGCAUAGAAAAAUGGUGGCAUUAGGAGAGGAUCAACUGGAUCAAAUGAAGGAAAUUUUCGCAAGGUUUGACAUGGAUUCGGAUGGCAGCCUGACGAUUCUAGAGCUGGCGGCGCUGCUAAGGUCGAUAGGACUCAAGCCAUCGGGUGAUCAAAUCCAUGUCCUGUUAGCCAACAUGGACUCUAAUGGCAAUGGAACGGUGGAAUUUGAUGAACUAGCCAAUGCCAUAUUGCCUGACAUGAAUGAAGAGAUAUUGGUAAACCAGGACGUACUCAUGGAGGUUUUUCAGUUGUUUGAUCGUGAUGGCAAUGGCUACAUCACCGCGGCGGAGCUAGCUGGCUGCACGGCCAAAAUGGGGCAGCCAUUGACAUAUAGAGAGCUAACGGAGAUGAUCAAAGAGGCUGAUGCUGAUGGAGAUGGUGUCAUUAGCUUCAAUGAAUUUUCUUCUGCAAUGGCAAAGUCAGCCACGGAAUUUCUAGGCAUUUCUUUGCCAUCAUAA
Durio zibethinus is the source of this 716-nucleotide messenger RNA. Lineage: Eukaryota; Viridiplantae; Streptophyta; Magnoliopsida; Malvales; Malvaceae. The record is from RefSeq and is a predicted model, not a curated record.